Tribolium madens (black flour beetle) is the source of this 1356-nucleotide messenger RNA. Its product is annotated as alpha-tocopherol transfer protein-like. Gene Ontology annotation, molecular function: phosphatidylinositol bisphosphate binding. Lineage: Eukaryota; Metazoa; Arthropoda; Insecta; Coleoptera; Tenebrionidae. The coding region runs from base 150 to 1070 and encodes 306 amino acids. The transcript has 6 exons. The record is from RefSeq and is a predicted model, not a curated record. Gene Ontology annotation, cellular component: membrane.
GUGAGAGUUUCCUGAUAAGUCAAUAACAUGAUUUCGUGUUUAUCAAGCGACGGUGAAAGUAAAUCAAGCUCAGGAUAAACUGGAAUAUACAUAUUUUAUUAUGUUGUAAUACCGAAAACUGGUGCAAAAAUUUCUCAUAAAGUCGGAGAAUGCCUAUCGAAAAUUCUGUUAUGGUUCUACCUCUUAGGCAAUCGCUGGCCACUGUAGGAGAUCCCAAUGGAUCAUUUUCUCUAAGUGCGGAAAGGAAGAAACAAGCUGAAGAAGAAUUAAACGAGACUCCUGAGAAUUUGAAACAGGAACUGUUUGCUUUACGUCAAAUGGUUCAAAAUGAUACAAAUUUAAAUAUACCAGAUGACGAUGCUUUUUUAUUACGUUUCCUACGAGCUAGAAAAUUUGACAGCAAAAAAGCUUUUCAUAUGCUGCAAAGAUAUUACCUCAUGAAAUUAAAAUAUCCUGAAUUAUUUUCCUGUCCCGUACCUUCAGAAUGCGAAAAAGUUUUUAAUUUGCAAGCGCAGAAUAUGCUGCAAGACAGAGACCAACUUGGCAGAAGAGUUUAUGUAAUAAGAAUGGAUUAUUUUGACUCAAAUGUUAUUACAAUUGACGACAUUUUUCGAACAAAUGUUUUAGCUCUCGAGCAAAUUGUCCGUGAACCGGAAACACAAGUCGCUGGAAUUGUUUUAGUCCUCGACAUGGCAGGGUUAAGUCUACAACAUGCAAAAUUUUUUACUCCAUAUUACGCAAAAAAAAUGGUGGAAUUAGUUCAAGAAACAUUUCCUCUCAGAUUUAAGGGCUUCCAUAUUGUCAAUGAGCCUUUCUAUUUCGAUGCUGUGAUGGCUGUACUUAAACCAUUUGUUAAAGAGAAAAUCAGAAAAAGAAUAUUUUUACAUGGUAGUGACACUAAUGCUCUUCAUGGUUUUAUUUCAAAUGAAAUAUUGCCUUCUGAAUAUGGCGGGAAUGGGGGCACUUUUGAUAACAAGUCCUGGUAUAUGAAACUACUUACCGAGGAAGAGUAUUUUCAGGACUUGAUGAAAUAUGGAUACAAGAUUAAUAAUUCUGAGAUAGAUGAUUAAAAUUGUGUAACUGGUAAUGAUGCCAUAAUAAUAAUAAUAAUCAACCUUGCAAAUUUACAGCAAGAAUUUUGAUAAUAUAAUUGCCAUUAGAAAGCUCAAGGGUUUAUAUAAAUAAUUAUUGCUCUUGUUAUACUCCUAGUGACAGGAUAAAAGUAUUAUGUUUAUUUUGUUAAUGCUUAGAUGGCUCUGUUACCUAUAAAUUGUUAAGCUUGACAUAUUUUAUGAAAAUUAGUUUAAUAUAAUUGUAUAAUAACACCCUUACAUUGAGAUAAUAGAGAGUAUUUUU